ACCCCGCGUCUAUGGGUGAGACGGCGUCCAGGGUGUCCUACCCUUUUCCUCUCAGGUUCCUGGAGUGGCUGAGGGGUCCAGAUCCUCAGGCCAAGACUCUCCAGAGAAGAAUUUCCAAUCCAUACCUUGAGCACACUUCUUCCCAGAUUUAUGGGGAGAAUUCUUCUUGUGCAGGAAGAGCACUGAGGAAUAUCAUUAUCGUCCAGGCAGCUGAUCUGAUCAAGGACAGAGCGAACCUCAAGGGAUUUUACAGGCGAAGCUGUGUUGGGUCAGAACUGGUCGACUGGCUUCUGGAACACUGUCCUUUCGUCCAGUGCAGAUCCACGGCCAUAGGGGUCUGGCAGCUCCUACUGGACAUGGGGAUUCUGUCAUCAGUGGACCAGCAUUUAUACUUUCAGGACACUUACGUUUUCUAUCAGUUUUCAUCGGAUGAAUGUAGCUAUCUAUACUGUGAAUUCGAACGAGAAGAAGAAUGGCAAAAUGGUGUCAAAAUGUUACUGCAGCUUGUGCCUGUCAUUCGCACCAGAGCUGGCAUCUGUGAACUGUCCCAUCGGAAAAUUGAAGACUCGGAAGAAAGCAGUGAUGAAAUUCUUGCGCGUCUAACGUCGGCGGUGCAGAGAGAGCUAGCAGCUGUCAUUGCUUUGAAAGCAAAGAAGUCUGCAAUUGAACAAGACGAGGAGAGCAGUGACAAGCACGUGCCUGCGGCGGAAGCUGACGGUGUUCCAGAUCCUCAGGCGGGGGUGAUGUGCAAGCUUCAGGAGAGAGAGGACAUCGGGCGCAUCGAGCUGGUCCAGAAGCUGGCGAGGGAGAACUGUCAGUUUUUGCAGACGGACAAAAAGGAACAGGACAAAUCUGAACACGAUGGUGAGGUGACCACAGUCCGAGAGCAGGAGCAGAACGUCCUGGUGCUGAGGAAAGUGCAGCACGGCGGCCCGGCCCCCCCAGGCGGGAGCGCCGACAGCGAUUGGAGAUACGUGGUCGUGUCCGGGACCCCCGAGAAGAUCUUGGAGCACCUUUUGAAUGACUUGCACCUGGAAGAAGUCCAGGACAAAGAAACAGUCAGUCCUCUUGAUGACGAUGUUACCGAACCCAAGUUCUUGUGCCCGAUGCUUCAAACUGCCAAAACUCAAGACGUCAGAGUUUGGGAAACCCUCCUUGAUGACUUCCUCCUCACGUACACCGUCUUCAUGACCACGGACGACUUGUGCCAGGCGCUGCUGAGACACUAUUCUGCUAAGAAGUAUCAAGGCAAAGAAGAAAACUCGGAUGUUCCUUGUCGGAAACGUAAGGUCUUGCAUCUUGUUUCGCAGUGGAUUUCUCUGUACAAAGACUGGCUACAUGAAGAUGAACAUUCCAAAAUGUUCUUAAAGACCAUAUACAGGAACGUACUGGAUGAUGUAUAUGAAUAUCCAAUACUUGAAAAAGAAUUGAAAGAAUUUCAAAAGAUACUUGGAAUGCACCGUCGUCACACCGUCGACGAAUAUUCACCACAGAGGAAGAAUAAGGCCCUUUUCCACCAGUUCAGUCUUAAGGAGAACUGGCUCCAGCAUCGAGGCACUGUGACUGAAACGGAGGAAAUUUUUUGCCACGUGUACAUCACGGAGCACUCGUAUGUCAGCGUGAAGGCCAAAGUGUCCAGUACAGCCCAGGAGGUCCUGAGAGUCGUGGCGGAGAAGAUCCAGCACGCGGAAGAGGACCUGGCCCUGGUGGCCGUCUCCUUCUCCGGGGGAAAGCGUGAACUUCAUCCCAAUGACCUGGCCAUCUCCAAAUCCCUGGAAGCAUCUGGCCGGAUAUAUGUCUACCGGAAAGACCUGGCUGACACUUUGCAAGAGUUGAUCUAUUUCACAUUCAGCAGACAAGGAAGUGGGGAGCACACUGCGAACCUCAGCCUCCUGCUCCAGCGCUGCAAUGAGGUCCAGCUCUGGGUGGCCACGGAGAUUCUGCUCUGCAGCCAGCUGGGCAAGCGGGUGCAGCUGGUGAAGAAGUUCAUCAAAAUCGCCGCCCACUGCAAAGCCCAGAGGAACCUGAAUUCUUUCUUUGCUAUUGUGAUGGGUCUCAACACCGCUUCUGUCAGCCGGCUGUCACAGACCUGGGAGAAAAUCCCUGGGAAGUUUAAGAAACUUUUCUCUGAACUUGAAAGUUUAACAGAUCCCUCCCUGAACCACAAAGCCUACAGAGAUGCGUUCAAAAAGAUGAAGCCGCCCAAAAUCCCGUUCAUGCCCUUACUGCUCAAAGAUGUAACAUUUAUUCACGAGGGAAAUAAAACGUUUUUGGAUAAUCUCGUCAAUUUUGAGAAGCUGCAUAUGAUUGCCGACACCGUCCGGACCCUGAGACACUGCAGGGCCAACCAGUUUGGAGGGGACAUGUCUCCGAAAGAGCACCAGGAGCUGAAGUCCUACGUCACCCACCUGUACGUCAUCGACAGCCAGCAGGCCCUGUUCGAGCUCUCCCACCGGAUCGAGCCCCGCGCGUGAGCCCAGCCGCGCCCCCCUGAGCACCUGCAGCUCUCCCGCCACAGGACGUCCGUGCCCAGCACAUCCCUUUCCUGGGAGAAAAGAAGCUGCUGAGUUUUAUCAGUAACUCACGAGACACGCUCCAGCCACCCGCGGUGGGGAAGGGCCUCGCCUCAGCUCACCUCGCCGCUCUCGCUCUCGGCCGAGAAGGCAGAAGACUCAGAGCAUCUUGGCAUGGAGAAGUCCGGUUUCUUACAUGGACAUUGUUGAUCCCAUCCAGUUUUCAACUUGAGAUGUGCCAGCGUCAAGGCCAGGGAGCCUGUCUUGCGCAGUGGCCAGAUAUUUCAGUGAGGGCGUGCAGGUUCAGGAGCAGCUCUAUGUCACCUGCGAGCAGGUUGUUGUGUAUAGGCUGUCAGAGAAGGGGCUUGUCUGAGCACCAGGAGAUGGUGAUGGCACGUUGGAUUUCCAGGGAGAAGGCGUGGUCUCUGUUGCUACACACUGUGAUGUCACCAAAGGCCCCUUGUGUCUGGGGAGCCGUGAGGACCCGGCGCCGGCGUCCGUGCCCUGAGUCCCAGAAGGGAACUGUCAGGGCAGGCCCUGCUUUGCACCCACAAUCACUCACGGAUGUCGGCUCGCCGGUGAAAUCUGUUUCUGCACAACUGAUUUGCAACUGUGGGCAAGUUAGGCUACAGGGCUUUGCCAGUAAGGAAAAAUAGGAAUCUUUAGGAGAUUGACUCAUGGUUUAACUUCCGGGAUUUUCUUGACACGUGCAAGCCGGCUCUCCUCCUAUUGGGAACAAUACGAUUUUUGAAAGAGCGCAGUGCCUGACACCUCGUAGGCUCCAUCAAGGUGGCAGUCAGAGGUGCCUGGCGGUGCCCUGGUGCUCUGCACGCCUCCGUGGGCUCCUUGCCCGCCGGGUGCAGGGGUCGCAGCCGGUGCAGGGAGGUGAGUGGGGUGGGAUGUGCAAGACGCUCGGCACUCCCUCCCUAGAGAAGCGCAAGGGAGGAAGAUGGUGCUGAUGGCCCGUCUCACAGCAAACAUCGGAUUUAUGUUGGACCCUCGCAAGUCCUAGAGUUCACCUUCCAGCCAAGACAGCGGCCUUCCUAUAAUUUGUGUGUUUUUUUCUCCCUGAGUCUUUUAAGUCUUUUUUUUUUAUGUCCAUUUUUAUAGAUUAGGGCUCCUCCAGUAAGUAAGACCUGGCUAUUCUCCAGAACGGGUUAGCGUCCCCUCGCCCUUCAUAAAAGCCUGUGGGACACAGCAAUGAAAUGCACCCGGCCAGUUAGAUACCUACCACGUGGCUAAACUCCCAGGGCCCCGGCUCCCUGUGCCAGCUCCACGCCCGUUCCAGCCCUGGGAGCCCGGUGCACUUCUCAGCCCGGCCGCCUGUGCGUCUCCCAGGUGCCUGCGCAGAACCACUUCCUGCCGCCUCAGCACCUCCGUCCGGGGCUGCCUGGCCCCUCUCAGCAGGGCUGUGUCCUGGCUCAGGAGCCACAGAGAGCUUGAGGAGUCGCUGGAAGGAGCCACGGGGAGAAGAUUGUUGGUAGAACUGUCAGAGAGAUUGCGUCUGCCCCAGCAUGUAAACAUCAGUCCUGAAAAUUAACAGGAUUUUGUCGAAAGCACCAUCCAGGGCUGGCCCACUAGAGAAAUGCUCCCGGCUGCUGGGACCGGAAUGGGCCCCACUGGAGGAGACCUGAGCCUGGAGCCAGGCAGCAGGCUUCUCUGGUGGCCGAUCACACGCUGCAGGGGCAGGGGCUCGCCGCACGCACAGGCCUUCCUGUCUGCUCUCCGUGCGGGGAGGAGCGUUUGCCCAGUCAGACCAUCGAAGGCCAUUUUGACAUUGUCUCCAUGUUUUGCAUUUAAGUUUUUAUUCACAUAGAAUCUACUUUGCUCCAACGAAAACUUGCAGUUUCUUUAGUAGAGAACUUUUUCAGCAAAGCACCCGGUGCUUAGACCUCAUUUCCGAUAUGUCCACAGCCAAACGAAUCCACACGUGCAUCAAGUUAAACCCACCUUGAUGGUGUAGGCAGAGCACGCCCAGCAGCGUGGGCGGACACGGGUGGGGGAGAGCGUGGUGCGGUCACAUUUCCUCCAGCCGGGGUGGGUGGCUCUGGGGCAGCCGAGGGAAGGGAGCAUUUUGUUCACAUUAGAUUGGCUUUUCCGUCCCCAUCUUCUGAAUGUCCACAUCUCCCAAUCUUUCUGAAAUUUAGCAACUCUCCAGCGAUGCCCCAGGCAGCAGCUCUCAGAAAUUUCAGAAGCGCAGAGGAGACGUAAGCCUGGGACUAAAGAACUCAAGGCGGAAUUGUGGGAGCCGGGUUUAGCUCAGCAUGGAGCUCUUCCCAAAAAUCUGAGCUGCCCAACAGUGUGCGGCCGACGUGGGGCUCAGCAGCUCCCUGUUAGUGAGGAUGGGCUGUGCUCCCUCCAAAUCCUUGCCACAGCCUCUUUGGAGUAGUUUUGUGCUGGCUAGACAGACGGGUGGACUGGAAGACGUCUAUGCUGCUUUCCGGCUCUUUUAGAUUGUUAUGGUCCCAUAAAAUCUCCAUCCGCCCUGGAAACCUCCCAGCUGCCACCAUCACCCGCCCUUCCGAGUGGUUCUCUUCGCUGCAGCACAACCCUCCACAGCCUGCGGGUCUGGCUGUCAGCAUCCCGGCGAACCAGCCGGCUUAGAAAUCGGCACAGCAGGUUUCCGUGGGCACAACCGCAACCUUGCCGAACGUCUCCUUUCUCCAUCCAUACAGACGCUCCAAAGACCACAGCGUUUCAGAGUCACUUCUCGUUAUAAUCUGCACAAUUGCCAAAUGGUUGCCCUGGGAGAUAUGAUCGCUUGCAUUCACUUUAUUCUAUAUCAUUAAUUACGUUUAGAAGAAGUUCAUUUACCCAGACCCUGUCCACAGGCAAGUCAGGUGGGGCAUAUGCGAACUCAGAUGCCGCUUGGUGAGGCUUACCGCCUCCUGGUGGGAGAAACAGCUGCAGGAAGGAGAGGGUGCCUGGGACUGGGCCCCCAGAGCUGGGCUUGCCCCGCGGCCCCCGUCCCAGCCCGGCCGCCUUGUGACAGCCGUCACGUACACAGUCGCAGACUCGGUGUUCCCAAAUGGCACAAGUCCCCCAAGCUUCUCGGAAACGAGGGGAAAACAUGAAAAUGGGGACCACCGGGUGCCCUGCCAUUGUCCGACACGGAGUUUCUUUUCAACGCUUCAAACACGUCCUUAAAAUUUCAGCCUGCUUGUGACGAGCGGGCCACUGUGCUGAACACUGGGAGGGGGGAAAUGUUUUUUAAAUUUGCCAAAAAGCUAGAUGAAAAUGUACUACUGUAAAAAGCAAAGCUGUACAUACUAAACGUUUUUUAGCAGAGCACUAUUUAUUUGCAUAGCCUAUUUAUUGUAUUCGUGUCACGCUGUUAAAUGCUGGGACGGAAUCAGUGAGCUGCAGCAAGGACUCGGGCCUUCCAACGUGUCGUUCAUUAGGACUGCAGUGGCGUCGUCAGCGGGCGGGAACGCUUAGCCGAUAGACAGCCCGCAACCAGGGUGCCCACCUAACUUCUCAGGGACCACACCCCGUAGUUUUCCACCAUUGCAGGAGCUGGUAAAUAUGAAACAUGGGUUGAAUUACCAGAAUUGCCAUUAACAGUAUUUCCUCCCUCAGAUUUCAUGCUUUCUGCUUCUGUACAUAUAUGACUGUGCUGUGUAUUUAUCGAAGCUAGUAAGCAAUAAUUUAUAUGUAAAAACGGCCGGGCAAUAUAAGGUGAAAACUUAUAUGUCACUGUUACCUUAUCUUGUAUUUUCAAGUGUUUUUUUAAAACUGCUUUUCCAAAUAUAAGAUGAUGCUAAUAACGCUA
This is a messenger RNA of Myotis lucifugus (little brown bat), 6285 nucleotides long. RefSeq names its product Rap guanine nucleotide exchange factor 5 (gene RAPGEF5). The transcript has 26 exons. The coding region runs from base 12 to 2474 and encodes 820 amino acids. Gene Ontology annotation, biological process: Ras protein signal transduction; positive regulation of GTPase activity. Gene Ontology annotation, molecular function: guanyl-nucleotide exchange factor activity. Gene Ontology annotation, cellular component: plasma membrane. The record is from RefSeq and is a predicted model, not a curated record. Lineage: Eukaryota; Metazoa; Chordata; Mammalia; Chiroptera; Vespertilionidae.